Hordeum vulgare subsp. vulgare (domesticated barley) is the source of this 1447-nucleotide messenger RNA. RefSeq names its product protein TIFY 6a-like. The transcript is spliced from 8 exons. The record is from RefSeq and is a predicted model, not a curated record. Gene Ontology annotation, biological process: regulation of defense response; regulation of jasmonic acid mediated signaling pathway; response to wounding. Bases 1 to 1161 code for a protein of 386 amino acids. NCBI's taxonomy places the organism in Eukaryota, Viridiplantae, Streptophyta, Magnoliopsida, Poales, Poaceae. Gene Ontology annotation, cellular component: nucleus.
AUGACAUUGACGGCGAGGAAGGCGGCGACGGGGAGGAGCGCGGAGACGGCGACGGCGUCGGGGAGGCCGGUCCCGCGCGCUCCUGGACCCACGCGUCACUGGUUCGCCUUCGUCAGGUCCUCGCUCCGCGCGCGUGGAAGAGAAUACCCGCCGCCGCCGCCGGGGCUGCUGCUGCGAGGAGGAGCACCUGCGGCCGCGACGCACCGGGGGCAGUUGCAGCCCAUUCCGGCGCCCUUCAUGUCCUUCAGGCCGCCCACCGCUGACGACGCCAGCACGCCCAUGGCAGCGCCUCAUCAUCAGGGGCAGCUCCGGUUCCACGGCCACGGCGGAUCCAGCCCGUUUCACCAGCCGCCGCCGGGGAGAAACCCAAACGCCGCGGAUAGCGGCGCGUCCACGACUCACCAGCGUUUCACCGCCAACAGUGCCGCCUACAGGUCUGCGGUUGGCAUCUACGCCCCAAGGCGCAUAUGGAAUCCAAAGUCAACACUGAUGACUAUGUUCUACAACGGCGCCGUCAACGUCUUCGACGUCCCGAUGGACAAGGCCCAAGAGAUUAUGGUUUUAGCAAGCAGGGCAUCUGUUUCAAACCUACCAAGACCCACUCAAAUCCAGAAAUCUGAUUCCCAGGUCCCUACCAAUACCACCAGAUUUGCCAUGCCUGACCCGAGGAACACCUUUGCAAAUCAUGUGUCAGUCAUUUCAAAUCCAACCGCCUCCGCGUCACAAACUCCGACGCUCUCCAGGACAACGCCAGGCUACCAAACUUACACUCCAGCUCCGACGACACAUUCAGGCGUACCACCAUCAGUUGUUCCUCCGGUACGAAUUCGCGCAUCCUCAGCGCAACCGAUGCAACAAGCAUCUUCAGUUGCCGUCGCAGAACCUAUUAGGCCAAUAGCUGUCCGUCAAUCUCGGAAAGCGUCUCUCGCCCGGUUCUUGGAGAAGCGAAAAGACAGAGUUUCAAGUGUCAUGCCGUACCAGUUGUCGAAGAGCCAGCAGGGAGAGAGCAGUGGCAGCUUGGGCAGUGCGAGCACUCCAAGCAGGUUAUCUAGCGCAGACGAUGCCACACUGAGCAACAACUGCCAGGAGUCUAUGAGCAUGGACACGUACAAUGGCACUAGCUUAGCAAUGUCCCGUAGGGUGGUCAUUGAGUUGGAAUGAGAGAUAGAGAAAAAAAAGAGGUUUCCGUUACAAAGAUAUGGCAAUUUUUCGUAUUGUUUGAGAUUGUUUUUUUUUUUCCUUUAGUUGCAUAUCUUCUAGUUUAGUUUUAGUCAAAUUAUAUUUUUAUUAGCAGCAUGCAGCCAUUAAAAUUUAGAGAUAGCAAUAACCCAUAUUGUAUUUUUUUUUGUCUUCUCUACAGUAGAUGUUUUGCAAUUGCAUAAUGGACAUUUAUUUAUACUACCGGUCUAACCGCCGCCUCUUAAUGGAAGAGAUGUGCAAUGUCGAA